Molecule: messenger RNA, 1514 nt
Organism: Apaloderma vittatum (bar-tailed trogon)
Lineage: Eukaryota; Metazoa; Chordata; Aves; Trogoniformes; Trogonidae
Gene: CHID1
Product: chitinase domain containing 1
Exons: 13
Biological process (GO): carbohydrate metabolic process
Cellular component (GO): extracellular region
Molecular function (GO): chitin binding; oligosaccharide binding
Source: RefSeq, a predicted model, not a curated record
GAACACUUAUGUUUCAGGGCAGGAGAAACUUGACAUGGGGAAAAACACCAUGAGGCUUCUCUGUACUUCGCUUUCUCUUACCAUGAUUUGCUGGUUAGCUGAAGGUACCCUGUCAAAAACAGAUGCUAAGAAAGGUGCUACAAAAAAACUGGAAGAAAAGACACUGCGUUCUGAUAAAAAUGUGCAUGACCGGGGACUGGUAGUUGUGGAUCCAAAGGCAAAGGAUAUUAUACUGGAACACAGAAGUUACUGCUCCAAAAAGAUGAAGGAAAGACAUUUUUCAGGAGAUGUUCUGGGAUAUAUUACUCCUUGGAACAGCCAUGGCUAUGACAUUGCUAAAAUAUUUGGAAACAAAUUUACACUAAUCUCACCGGUCUGGUUACAAGUGAGAAGGAGAGGGAAGGAGAUGUUCCAGUUCACUGGGCUCCAUGAUGCUGAUCAAGGCUGGAUGAAAGAUGUCAGAAAAAACUCCAAAAACAUCAAAAUAGUGCCAAGAAUUUUGUUUGAUGGCUGGACUUACCAGGAUUUCGAGAGUGUCUUUGGCAGUGAGGAUGAGAUAGAGGAGCUUUCUAAGAACAUGGUCCUCCUAGCCAAGAAUGAAAAUUUUGAUGGUUUUGUAGUCGAAGUUUGGAGUCAGCUGGGAAAUCAAAAGCAAACGGAGUUGAUUCACUUGCUCAUUCACCUUUCUGAAGCUCUGCGUGAAGCACAACUUAAGCUCAUACUGGUCAUCCCUCCUGCAGUUGCAGCAGGGACUGACCUGCCUGGACUGUUCACAAAGAAAGAAUUUGAUCAGUUGGCCUCAGCAAUAGACGGCUUCAGUCUCAUGACAUACGACUAUUCAACACCCCAGCGACCUGGCCCAAAUUCCCCUCUUCCGUGGGUACGAGCCUGUGUUCAAGUGCUGGAUCCUGAUUCAAAAUGGAGGAAUAAAAUACUUCUAGGGCUGAAUUUCUAUGGUAUGGACUAUUCUGCUUUGGGAGCCUCUGGGGAGCCAAUCCUUGGUAGCAGGCAGGGUGCUGGCACACAGUACGGGACAGUGUUUUAUACGGAGAAUGGUUCUGUGCUUCUGGCAGGGGUUUCUGCCCUCUGGCUGGCAAGCAUCGGGCGUCCGAACCGCUACGAUGUGGUCAUUAAAGCCUACCGCUGGAUUAAAAUCCUGUCAGAACGUAACCAUCUGGCGCUUGCUACUCUAAUGAUCACACUGAAAGAGGGAAGGUACCUCUCUGAUGUUCCACCUGGCAGUAUAAAACUUUUGAAUAUGUUCUGCAUCCAAGCUGCUUUCGCUGCAAACGUAGCUGUUGAAAAUACGUAUGUGACUAACUCCAUUCUUCUUCCGUUACCCCAUCCUCACUCACGCUCAGUGCCAAGAGGGAUAGUGAGUAACUUUUGCCUGGUGUUGACUGUCCCACACAACAUCGGCACUGUUCAGUUCCAGUGCAGAUUGAUUGGGGACGAGUGUGAGAAGGGCCUCCUGAAAACACUUAAUGUCUUUGUAGGAGCUCGCCUGGGGCUGG